Messenger RNA from Camarhynchus parvulus, 722 nucleotides. RefSeq names its product serine/threonine-protein kinase TAO3-like. The transcript has 9 exons. Lineage: Eukaryota; Metazoa; Chordata; Aves; Passeriformes; Thraupidae. Gene Ontology annotation, molecular function: ATP binding; protein kinase activity. The record is from RefSeq and is a predicted model, not a curated record. The coding region runs from base 12 to 722 and encodes 236 amino acids. Gene Ontology annotation, biological process: protein phosphorylation.
CCGAGGGGGCGAUGCAGGGCCUGGGCUACCUGCACGGCCUGGGCGUGAUUCACAGGGACAUCAAGGCCGGGAACAUCCUGCUGUGCCACCCGGGCCGGGUCAAGCUGGGCGACUUCGGCUCGGCCGCCGUGGCCACCCCGGCCACGUCCUUGGUGGGGACCCCCUACUGGAUGGCCCCCGAGGUGAUCCUGGCCAUGGACGAGGGGAUCUACGACGGGCGGGCGGACGUGUGGUCGCUGGGCAUCACCUGCAUCGAGCUGGCUGAGCGGAGGCCGCCCCUGUUCCAGCUGAACGCGAUGAGCGCCCUGUACCACAUUGCACAGAGAGAGCCGCCGACGUUAAAGUACCCCAUGGAAUGGUCGGAGCAGUUCCGCGAUUUCGUCUCUCGGUGUCUCCGGAAGCUUCCGCAGGAGCGGCCCCGGGCGCGGCAGCUGCUGCAGCACGGGUUCCUGGCCCAGCAGCGCCCCCCAGGGGUGAUCCCGGAGCUGCUGCGCAGAACCAGAGCGGCCGCCGGGGACCCGGCCGGGCCCAGCCCCUCCCCCAGCGCUCCCAGUUCUCCCAGUUUGUGCAGUGACCCCCCCAGUGACCCCCCCAGUGACCCCCCCAGUGACCCCCAGCCGGGGGACCAGUCCAUCCCAGGAGGGGGGACCCCAGGCCCCCCAGGCCGCCAUUUUGUUUUCGCCAACCUCACCCCCUCAAAACACCGAUUUACCCUUUUCUGA